AUGUCCCCCAGGGAUCUUAAAAAGAAGAGCGGGGAGAUGACUGCAUGGACGCGAGUUGUGCUACUGCUGCCCUUAGCUCUACUUCUGCCUGCCGUGCCUGGGGCUUGCCUGAGCCCGCAGGAACUCUUUCCUUUCGGACCUGAGCAGGGGGACCAAGAACUGGAAUCUGGGGACGACUCCAUCUCCCCAGCCCUGGAGCUCCGCCUGAGAAUCCACUUCUAUGACAAAGACGAUGUCUCUUCCAUCUAUGUCACUACAAAUGGCAUCAUUGCCAUGAGUGAACCUCCUCUUACAGAAGUCACUCCUGGUCGAUUCCCACCUUCCUUUGGAGCUGUUGCACCCUUCUUGGCUGACCUGGACACAACAAAUGGUGGAAAGGUUUAUUAUCGGGAAGAUUCUUCCCCUGCUGUUGUCCAGCUGGCUUCAGAUUGUGUCCGAAGAGGUUUCCCUAAGGUCUCUUUCCAACCCAAGAGUGUGGUGGUGGUCACCUGGGAAUCCAUGCCUCCUUACCAAGGGUUACAAAGAGAUCCAAUCCAAGAAGGCAAGAGAAACACAUUCCAGGCUGUCCUAGCUUCCUCCGACUCCAGUUCAUAUGCCAUUUUCCUUUAUCCAGAAGAUGGUUUGCAGUUCUAUGCCACAUACUCCAAGAAGGAUGAGAACCAAAUUUCUGCUGUGGUUGCAUUUAGUCAAGGUUUAAGGGGUUUCUUAUGGAAAAGUGAUGGUGCCUACAACAUAUUUGCUAAUGACAGAGAGUCCAUUGAAAAUCUGGUCAAGAGCAGCAAUGCAGGACGUCAAGGUGUCUGGGUUUUUGAGAUUGGGAGCCCUUCCACUGCCAGUGGUGUGGUGCCAGCUGAUAGCAGCCUUGGACCUGAUGGUGCAGAAUAUGAAGACGAGGAGGAUGAAGACUAUGACCUGGUGAGCGUGUCUGAGAGGUCUCUGGGCUUUGAGGAUGUGGGCACCACAAUUGACCCCUAUGACAUCCCCAGGAGGGGAGAUGAAAACACAUAUGAUGUGUUGAAUCCCAUCUCACCACGUCAUGCCAGUUCGGAGAGACCACCUCUAGAAGAAUCCAUUGUGGAGGGUCAGUACCCGGAUCCUUCUACUAGGGGAACCAAGUCAUUCCUGUACCCAGCUGAGAGAUUUCCCCAGCAGGUCAUACAUGUGGAUGAAGUAGAGGAAACAGGGAUUGUUUUCAGGUACAACACUGAUUCUCGACAGACUUGUGCCAACAACAGAUACCAGUGCUCCAUUCAUGCAGAAUGCCAAGACUACGCAACAGGUUUUUGUUGCCGUUGUGUUGCUGGAUAUACUGGAAAUGGUAGACAGUGCGUUGCAGAAGGUUCUCCCCAACGAGUUAAUGGCAAAGUUCGAGGAAGGAUCUUUGUAGGGAAUAGCCAAACUCCAAUUGUCUUUGAGAAUACUGACCUCCAUUCUUAUGUUGUGAUGAACCAUGGGAGAUCCUAUACAGCAAUCAGCACCAUUCCUGAGUCCCUGGGCUAUUCUCUAGUACCUUUGGCUCCUGUGGGAGGCAUCAUUGGAUGGAUGUUUGCUGUGGAGCAAGAAGGAUUCAAGAAUGGAUUCAGCAUCACUGGGGGAGAAUUCACCCGUCAAGCUGAAGUGACUUUUGUUGGGCAUCCGGGCAAGAUGGUUAUAAAACAAAAAUUCAAUGGCAUUGAUGAGCAUGGUCACUUGACCAUUACUACAGAAUUGGAUGGACGAGUCCCUGAGAUCCCAUUUGGCUCCACUGUCCAGAUAGAACCAUACACUGAACUCUACCAUUAUGCCAACUCUGUUAUCACAUCCUCUUCCACCCGGGAGUAUAAAGUGAGUGAACCUGCUCAAGGCGGAAUCUCUUCUUCAAGGACUUAUACUUAUCAAUGGAGACAGACCAUUACCUUCCAGGAAUGCACUCAUGAAGAUCCCCCACAGACUCUUCCUCCCACCCAGCAACUUUUUGUGGAUAGUGUAUUUGUCCUAUACAAUAAGGAUGAGAAGAUCUUGAGAUAUGCUUUGAGCAAUUCAAUUGGUCCUAUUGGAGAUGGCUCCCCUGACUCCCUUCAGAAUCCUUGCUACACAGGUACCCAUGGUUGUGACACAAAUGCAGCGUGCCGCCCAGGUCCAGGAAAUCAAUUCAUUUGUGAAUGCUCCAUUGGCUUCCGAGGAGAUGGACAGAUUUGCUAUGAUAUUGAUGAAUGCUCAGAACAGCCAACAGCCUGUGGAAGCAAUGCUGUCUGCAAUAACCACCCAGGAACCUUCCGCUGCGAGUGUAUUGAGGGCUAUCAGUUUUCUGAUGAGGGCCUGUGUGUGGCUAUUAUCGAUGAUCGCCCUAUCAACUACUGUACAACUGGUCUCCACAACUGUGACAUCCCCCAGCGGGCACAGUGUGUGUACACUGGAGGAUCCUCCUACCACUGUUCCUGUUUGCCUGGCUUCUUAGGAGACGGGCAUGCCUGCCAAGAUGUAGAUGAAUGCCAACAAAAUCGUUGUCAUCCAGAUGCUUUCUGUUACAACUCUCCAGGCUCCUUUGCUUGCCAGUGCAAACCUGGAUAUGAGGGCAAUGGUUUUCAGUGUGUGCCAGGAGAAGUGGAGAAAACCAGGUGCCAGCGUCAAAGAGAACAUAUUCUAGGAGUUGUGGGUGCCACUGACCCAAGACGGCCCAGACCUGUGGGGCAAUUUGUUCCUGAAUGUGAUGAACACGGGCAUUAUGUACCAAUGCAGUGCCAUCACAGCAGUGGGUACUGUUGGUGUGUGGAUCGAGACGGCAAUGAGAUUGAUGGCACCAGGACCGGCCCUGGAAUGAGACCCCCAUGUUUGAGCACAGUUGCUCCUCCAGUCCACCCUGGACCUUCAGUUCCUCCAGCUGUAAUCCCUCUCCCCCCUGGGACACACUUACUCUUUGCCCAGACAGGGAAAAUAGAGCGUGUCCCACUAGAAGGAAAUAAUAUGAAGAAAACUGAGGCCAAGGCUUUACUUCAUGCUCCUGAUAAAGUUAUUAUCGGACUUGCCUUUGACUGUGUGGAUAAGGUGGUUUACUGGACAGACAUCAGUGAACCUGCCAUUGGGAGAGCCAGCCUUUAUGGUGGGGAGCCAACAACUAUCAUUAAGCAAGGUCUUGGAAGUCCAGAAGGACUUGCACUCGAUCAUCUAGGUCGCAACAUUUUCUGGACUGAUUCUCAUCUGGAUCGAAUAGAAGUAGCAAAGCUUGAUGGCAGCCAACGCCGAGUGCUCUUUGAGACAGAUCUGGUGAACCCCAGAGGGAUCAUAACAGAUUCUAUUAGAGGAAACCUUUACUGGACAGAUUGGAACAGAGAAAGUCCUAAAAUUGAAACUUCCUACAUGGAUGGUACCAACCGAAGGAUCCUUGUGAAAGAUGACCUGGGAUUGCCCAAUGGAUUGACUUUUGACACUUACAGUUCACUGCUCUGCUGGGUAGAUGCAGGCACCAAUCGAGUGGAAUGCAUGAACCCCAGUCAGCCUGGCCAGCGCAAGACACUUGAAGGGCCCCAGUAUCCUUUUGCAGUUACAAGCUAUGGGAAGAAUUUGUACUACACAGAUUGGAAGACGAAUUCUGUGGUGUCGGUGGAUCUCGCUAUCUCCAAAGAAACGGACAGUUUCCAUCCCCACAAACAGACCCGGCUGUAUGGCAUAACAACAGCUUUUUCUCAGUGUCCCCAAGGUCACAACUACUGCACAGUGAAUAAUGGAGGCUGCACUCAUCUCUGCUUGGCUACCCCUGGAAGCAGGUCCUGUAGGUGUCCUGACAACACCUUGGGCGUCGACUGCAUAGAGAGGAAGUAACACACUGGAAACAAGAAAAGAAAGGAAUGCCACUUACAUUCACCACAUUUUCAACUACAACACCCUACCUUGAAAUGGGCCAGGCUGAAACCAAUCUUUCAGAGCCAAGUUGUAAUUGACCCAGUGACCAACACAACUCGGGACCUCUAGUGUUCUCUUUGCCAUUUAAAAAAAAUACGUCCUGUGCUCUCUGUAAUAGGAAAGUCUCAAUCCUUACACUAAAACUUCAAAAUCCUCUUGGUUUGGAGAAUCCUGGAGAUGUGGGAUGAAGCCCUAUAACUACGUUGUCCAGUUUCUUGAGUCCCUCUCAGUCCCUUGAUACACAACCAGCCUGAGUCGAUUUAGGAAGAAUUAGGAGGUUUAUCUGUGGUGGCUUCCUACCUCCCAUCCAGGUGCUCUCUUUCCCAUGUCACUGUCUGCCCCCUCUAGUAUACCUCUUCUGACACAUUCAGAUCAUUCAUAUUGCCAAAAGCCCCCUACUGUUAUGUCUUAUCUAGGCCCUUUUUGUCUACUCUUAUUCCUGGACAAAUAAAACCUUGCCUAUGCUCCUUCCUAUUUUCCUGGGAAUUCUCCUGUUAAGGAGUUUAUGUCACUUGUCCCCAGUAAGAUAUUAGCAUUUUAAAAGUGAUGUGAGGUAGACCAGGCCUUAACCCAAAUGAAUGAAUUUAAAAGUAGAUAUUUUAAUCCAACAAGAGAGCUAUUUAGGAGUAGGAGGAUUCUUUAGCAUCUCUCAAGCCAUAUCAAUAGCUACUUAUUCUAAGGCAUCUAAUCACUUGUAGGACUACCAGCAAUAAUCCAAUAUUCCAAGACCAUAGAAUGUAAGAGCUGGAAAGGGUUAUCUUGGGUCCAACCGUCUCCUUUUACAAAUGGGGAAACCGAGUCCCAGAGAGACUCCAUAGGCAACAGUUUAUCUCUUGUUUCAACACUUUACACAAAUGCUUUAACACCAACACCAGGAAAUAAAUGCUUUGGAGAUCAUCUCCUCCCAUACCUGGUCCUCCAUCUUAGCAGACUAACUUUCCUCAUGUUUAAAACUCCCUUCAGAUCUUCUUUUCUUCCUAAUUUGAUUCCUAUGAUGUCGAGUGCCUUAUCCAGUGUCCUCACUCAUAAUAUGGAUUGGUCCUUACUGGCCUUCCAUAUUCUCAUUCUUAAAGGGCUAGUUCUGUCUUCUCAUUUUAGGAGAAAAGUUAUAGCACUGAUGAUGCUUCAGAAAGAGGCAGAGGACUAUGAGAAGUAGUGGGGGAAGAUAUGAAUGGUCUCUGUUUUAGUAUAUGAUGCUCAGUGGUUUGGACAUCCCAGGUGGCAUCCCAGGAAAUGUAUGGCCAUAACAUCUUAACUCAUCAUUUAUUUGGUACCUACUAUAUGCUUAUCUCUGUUAGCAUUGUGUUGCACAGAGAUAGAAAGUACUUCAUAAUUAAAUUUUAUUCCUUUUAAAGAACCUAAUUUUUAAUCAUUGAUGAAGUCUUAUUAAAAGGUCCCAAAUUGCCCAGAAUAUAGUUGGUGCUUAAUAAAUGUAGAUUUAUUGACUGCCCCACUUAUUUUUUCUAGGUAUUUUCUGUGAUUGAUGAAAAGAUGCUCUUUUGAGUUGUCUGAGUAGCUAGCAUCAAAGGCCAAUAGCUAAUACUGUUGUAGAAAUAGAGGUCCAAAGCUGAGCUUUGAAGGUGAAGGGUUUUGAUAGCACAAAGACAAGAGAUUUUUUAAAACUGAAAAGGAAAGAUAGUGAUUGAUUAAAUGGCUUUAGGGGAAAAAAACAGAAAGACAAAAAGAAUGGGAGUUAAUAGUAUCAACAAAGAGAAUUCUGUAAGUUCUGAGGUAAAAAGAUCCAUGUGCCAAAGAAUAUUUACACAUACACAUGCAUGUGCACACACACAUAUAUUAAUACCUCACCUGGCAAUGGAAUGGAAGAUAAGAAGUUAAGUGCCAAAUGAAUAGGACCAUAAGUUCUCUAUGAGUCCAAAGAAGACAAUGAACUAGUUUGUUCAGGAAAGACUUCAUGGAUGAGGUAGAACUUUCUGUGGGACAUGGAGAUAGCUAAAACUUGAAUAGUGAGGAAAGGCAUAGAGUUGAAAAUUUAUAGAGUUGGGGAUCGGUACAGUGUAUUUGAAAGAUACUCAGUGGAUCAGUGUGAAUAAAACAGAGUUUGUAUAAGAAAGAGAUUUGUUUGCAUAAAAGUUUGUAUAAGAAAGUAACAUGAAAAAGAUAGCUUGGUAUCAGGUUGUAGAGAGCCUCAAAAGCCAAGGAAAGUUACUUGUACUUUAUCAUGUAGGUAAAGAAGAACCUUCAAAUUGUUAGGGGUUUUUUCUUCCUCUGAAAAGGGUAGUGAAGUGAUAAGUUAAUGGUAUUAAAGAUGAUUAAUUAACUAAUAAAUCCUACACACUACAGUGGUGCUGGACUUGCAGGGGGAGGGGAAUAAGUAUAAGAAAGAUGAUUGCAGUAUCCCAAGCAUGAUGCUAAGACCCUAGACCAAGGGAGUGUUAUUUGUCAGCCUUUUAAGAGAAGGAAUUCUUGAUUAGAUGUAGAUUGGACUGGAUGACCUCUGAAGUCUCUAAUAAUUGCUGAGAGCUAUUUUCAGGUUUUAUUUUAAUAACUGUAUUAGCUAGUAAAAGCCCUGGGGUCAUUUUUCUGUUUUUCACAUAGAGGACUCCUGAAGACAAAGAAAACAAACAAAAAAACAACUUUUAAGACUCCAAGCAAUUAAACUGUAAUGGCAGAAUAACAAACGUGUUUUUUUUCCUGCUGUUGGAGGUCUUCAAGCAAAGACAGGAUGGCCAUUUUUUGAGGAUGAAAUAGAUGAGAUUCAUACCUGAGGUAGAGGUUAUACUAAAUGAACUUUGAGAACUGCUCCAAUCCUGCAAUUCUAUAAUUCUGUGAUUUUUCCUUCCAAAGAAUGGCCUUCCUGCACCAUCUCCGCUCUAUGCUUACUCUAAUUCCCAACUCUUUUCCCCUGUCUCUUCCUCAACUUCUAUAGACGAAGAAACUUGGGACCCAGGUGAGGUGAGAACCUUUCCUUAAACAUAAUAAAUAUAGUUGUAUUUUGUGAUGCAAGUAAUACAUCUCCAAGAAGCACAAGACCGGGGAACCUUUUGGUCCCUCUGGAAGUGUUGGGGUUGAUUUAAGGCCUAACCUACAGAUGAGAUUCCUUUUGAUUUAUACUUAUCAGAACAUAUCCAGCUCUAUAUAAAGUGUUCUUCAUGAUUUUAUGUAACAUUUAUAACUUCAUUAUAACAUUCAUAUUUUAUCAGACACAUUUUUCAAAAAGAAUUUAAAAACUAUCAAUUCUAAAAAAUGUGCAGAAUAUUGAAGGUGCUUAAUAACAGUGUUCCCCCAGAUUUAUGCAAUUAUCAGGUGAUUCCCUAAAGUUUACAUUUGUACCAGUAGUAGUGCAGAAAAUAAUAAAGUGGUUUUUUUAUAAAAAUAAAAAA
Gracilinanus agilis (Agile Gracile Mouse Opossum) is the source of this 7220-nucleotide messenger RNA. It is a transcript of the gene NID1, whose product is annotated as nidogen 1. The transcript is spliced from 20 exons. Gene Ontology annotation, molecular function: calcium ion binding. The record is from RefSeq and is a predicted model, not a curated record. The coding region runs from base 1 to 3798 and encodes 1265 amino acids. Gene Ontology annotation, biological process: cell-matrix adhesion. Lineage: Eukaryota; Metazoa; Chordata; Mammalia; Didelphimorphia; Didelphidae.